Molecule: messenger RNA, 1515 nt
Organism: Klebsormidium nitens
Lineage: Eukaryota; Viridiplantae; Streptophyta; Klebsormidiophyceae; Klebsormidiales; Klebsormidiaceae
Source: the annotation of a GenBank genome assembly
GCUCAUUUGCAACUAGAAAAGGCAGACCCGCUCAGACCCGCUUGGUGCAUUGUCCUUGCACCAGACUGCUCUCUGACAUCAGGAGAGAGCACUUGAUAAUUUACCAAUGAGAAAGUUGCUUGCCUCUGCUGAGAAGGAACAGCUUGGAGGUUGGCAUUAAAGCGAGGCGCGGAGACUUGCAGAUCCACAGCUCUAUGUUCCCCAAACGGCUUUGAACUUCUCUUCAACAAUAGGCUUGCAUUAAUACCGUAGCUGAAAUGGCAAUGUCAGUAGCCAUACCUUGUUGUCAGGGAGGUCAAGUGCUGCUGGGUUGGCAGAGUACUUCAGUCAGAAGCUGCAGCGCGCCUCCAUAUACAGUGCCCGCUGUGUGCAUGCAGACAUGCUCACACGAUUACACUAUGCAGGCAAGGUUCUUCCGGCAACAGCAGCAAAGAAGAGUAGGGAAGGCUGCGCCCCUCUGGCAGUCAACUGGCCAGCAAGGAUCUCUGGUGCGGUACACAAAGUCUGCAUUUGCAGGCAGAAGUAAGAAGCAGAUGAUCAACCGGUGCACUUCAGUGGUGGCCAGCGCUACCACUGAUCUGGAAGGGAAGAGGGAGGAGCUGAAGGGCAAGCUGCGGACGAGCCUCGAGGGCAAUAUCGGCAACUUGACAGAGGAAGAGCUCAGCAUCAUCAACGAGUUGUCAGAGAUCACUCCCGACUCUGAGCCAGCAAAGAAUCUUGAAAUGGUCAAAGGCGGCUACCGGUUGCUGAACAGCACGAUGCCGAAUGUCUUGUACCGAGGGGCAAAGCUGACUUUGGGGCGGGCAACGUUCAACAUGUAUCAGCCUGUGGAGCUCUCAAUGAUUAUGCACGAGGUCUACAACGAAGUUGACGGGGGAAAGUACUAUGAUGUAUACCAAGAUGUGACUUUGGAGCCAGAGGGGUUGCCGACUAUGCGAGCCAAGAUCCUGAACCGAGCCGAGUAUGUUCUCGAGGGUGACAAGAGAAUUUCCGUGGAGUUCACAGAGAGCAGUGUAACUCCGGCUGAAGGGACUGAUCUUACGGUCUGGAAGAAGGUUUUCAAGGAUAACCCGGAUAUGGAGGAAGAUGGCACAAUGAAACGAGUUUUCCCCAAAGGCAAGCCAGGUUGGGUGGAUAUCCUGUAUCAGGAUCAGUCCUUCAGGAUCACGAAAGGGAACUUUGGGAACAUUGUUAUUGUUGAGAGGGAGGCAUAGACAGCCUGCAAUUGUAUUUUAAUCAUGCACGCUCCUAGAGAUGGAAUAGCCUUGCUUGCUGAACUGGCACCCUUUUGUCGAAGUUUUGACAAACUCUGUUGUUGACUUGUUGAUUUUGAUUCUGAGGACAUUAAACUCUGCCGGUGUGCUAGACUGAGCUUGAAAGUUGUCUUUACUAGUGUUACUACUUCCGGCUUCUGAUCUGUUUAUAUUUGAUGCUUAUGUAUUAGGCAACACCGGAGUUGAGCUUCUAGAUAAAAAGCAGCUUGGACGGAUUUGCAUCCCUUUGGUGAGUUACGCA